Melanotaenia boesemani (Boeseman's rainbowfish) is the source of this 1065-nucleotide messenger RNA. RefSeq names its product rhodopsin. Bases 1 to 1065 code for a protein of 354 amino acids. Gene Ontology annotation, molecular function: G protein-coupled receptor activity. The transcript has a single exon. Lineage: Eukaryota; Metazoa; Chordata; Actinopteri; Atheriniformes; Melanotaeniidae. Gene Ontology annotation, biological process: phototransduction; G protein-coupled receptor signaling pathway; visual perception. Gene Ontology annotation, cellular component: membrane; photoreceptor outer segment. The record is from RefSeq and is a predicted model, not a curated record.
AUGAACGGCACAGAGGGACCCUAUUUUUAUGUCCCUAUGAUGAACACCACCGGCAUUGUCCGGAGUCCUUAUGAAUAUCCUCAGUACUACCUUGUCAACCCAGCAGCCUAUGCUGUUAUGGGCGCCUACAUGUUUUUCCUCAUUCUGGUCGGCUUCCCCAUCAACUUCCUCACUCUCUACGUCACCAUCGAACACAAGAAGCUGCGAACCCCUCUAAACUACAUCCUGCUGAACCUUGCGGUGGCUGAUCUCUUCAUGGUGUUCGGAGGAUUCACCACAACGAUGUACACCUCCUUUCAUGGCUACUUCGUGCUUGGCCGCCUUGGCUGCAAUCUGGAAGGAUUCUUUGCUACCCUUGGUGGUGAAAUUGCCCUCUGGUCACUAGUUGUUCUGGCUAUUGAGAGGUGGGUGGUCGUCUGCAAGCCCAUUAGCAACUUCCGCUUUGGUGAGAAUCAUGCUAUCAUGGGUGUUGCCUUCACCUGGCUCAUGGCCUUAUCCUGUUGUGCUCCCCCUCUUGUCGGCUGGUCUCGUUACAUCCCUGAGGGCAUGCAGUGCUCAUGUGGAGUCGACUACUACACCCGUGCAGAGGGUUUCAACAAUGAGUCCUUUGUAAUCUACAUGUUCAUCGUCCACUUCACCAUUCCCCUGACUAUUGUGUUCUUCUGCUAUGGCCGUCUGGUCUGUGCUGUCAAGGAGGCUGCUGCUGCCCAGCAGGAAUCUGAAACCACCCAGAGAGCUGAGAGGGAAGUCACCCGCAUGGUCAUCAUCAUGGUCAUUUCCUUCCUGAUUUCAUGGUUGCCCUAUGCAGGUGUGGCCUGGUAUAUUUUCACACAUCAGGGCUCUGAAUUCGGACCACUCUUCAUGACCAUCCCAGCCUUCUUUGCCAAGAGUUCCUCCAUCUACAACCCAAUGAUCUACAUCUGCAUGAACAAGCAGUUCCGCCACUGCAUGAUCACCACCUUGUGCUGCGGGAAGAAUCCAUUUGAAGAGGAGGAGGGAGCAUCCUCCACUGCCUCCAAAACCGAGGCCUCCUCUGUCUCAUCCAGCUCCGUGUCUCCUGCAUAA